AUGGGUGUGCCAAAAUUUUUCCGAUGGCUCUCUGAGCGAUAUCCGCCGAUUUCGCAACUUAUUGCGGAAAAUAGGAUUCCCGAGUUUGACUGCCUCUAUCUCGAUAUGAACGGCAUUAUCCACAAUUGCACGCACAAAGAUGCCGGCGAGGAUACGACCUUUCGUCUAAGCGAGGAGGAAAUGUUCAUACGCAUUUUCAACUACAUUGAGCAUCUUUUCGGCAAGAUUAAGCCCAAGCAGUUAUUCUUCAUGGCCAUUGAUGGUGUUGCGCCUCGCGCCAAAAUGAACCAGCAGCGAGCCCGUCGAUUUCGUACUGCGCUCGAGGUCGAAAAGGCCCGCGAAAAGGCCAUCAAGGAAGGUGUUGAGAUGCCUAAAGAGGAACCAUUCGAUAGCAAUUGCAUCACACCAGGAACCGAAUUCAUGGCGAAACUAUCCCGGCAGCUACAGUAUUUUGUAAACAAAAAGGUCUCGGAAGACACCGAUUGGCAGGGCUGCGAAAUCGUCCUGUCUGGACACGAAGUACCCGGCGAAGGUGAACACAAAAUCAUGGAGUAUAUUCGAAAUGCCAAAUCGCAACCCGGCUAUAAUUCCAACGUACGACACUGCUUGUACGGUCUUGAUGCCGAUUUGAUCAUGCUAGGUCUUCUUAGCCACGACCCUCACUUUUCUUUGCUCCGUGAGGAAGUCACGUUUGGCAGAGCGUCCAAGAAUAAGUCCAAGGAACUUGAGCAUCAGAAUUUCUUCUUGCUACACCUGUGCAUGGUCAGAGAAUACCUGGAGAUGGAAUUUCAGGAACUAAAGCACCAGCAAGACCUUGGAUUCGAGUUUGAUUUAGAACGUGUCAUUGACGAUUUUAUCCUGAUGGCGUUCUUUGUUGGCAACGAUUUCUUGCCAAACCUCCCUGGCUUGCACAUCAAUGAGGGUGCGCUCGCCGACAUGUUUGAAAUCUACAAACGGGUUCUACCUGAGGAAGGAGGUUAUCUACAUGAGAAUGGUGUCCUCAACAUCAAGCGUGCUCUCAGAAUGAUUGCCGAGCUCAGCAAGGUCGAACUUAAGCAGUUCGAGCACGACAUCGCUGAUGAGAAGUGGUUUGCCUCCAAGCAGAUGGAGAAGAAGUUGCAAAACACAACAGCUGCUUCCAAAGCAAAGACGUCCAAAAGUGGACAGCGCAUCAUCACCACAACUCAGCGUGAUCUUUGGAAGCAAAAGAUCCGCCCCUACGUCUCCAAGCGCUCGAACGAUGCAUUGGAUCUUGGCGUAGAAUUGAGUGCGGCCGAUAAGAAGUUCGCACAAGAAAUUGCCGACGCAAUGCAUCUGGACUGGUCCACAAAAGAAGAUGACAAUGGAUUUCGACAUCUCAUUAUCUCAUAUCCCCCCAAGUCGGCGGGUGACCAUCACGACGAUGAAGAAGGCGAGGAAGAGGAAGGUAAUCUUGCAGCUUAUCGCGUCAUCAGAACAUAUGAUAAGGCUGUAGUGGUCAAUGACUCCAGCGAGGCUUCCCAAGAGGAAUAUGAGAAGCUUUAUCAAGAAAAGUAUCAAGCCUGGAAGACCAAAUACUACCUGCAAAAAUUUCCAGAGUGGGAAUCUACGGCCUAUGCAGAGGAGCAAACAAAUCUCUGCGAAAAUUACGUCGAGGGUUUGCAAUGGGUUCUUUUCUACUACUAUCGCGGAAUCGCGUCCUGGCCUUGGUUUUACAAGUACCAUUACGCGCCUCUCAUUUCCGACGUGGUCAAAGGCUCGAAUGCCAAACUGGUCUUUGAAAAGGGGCAGCCGUUCAAACCUUACGAACAACUCAUGGGCGUUUUGCCAGACCGAAGCAAAAAGAUCGUACCUACGGCUUAUCAUGACCUCAUGACAAACUCCAGCUCUCCUAUCAUUGACUUUUACCCGCGAGAUUUCGAAUUGGACAUGAACGGGAAAAAGAUGGAUUGGGAAGCCGUCGUCAAGAUACCCUUUAUCGACGAGAAGCGUUUGUUGGCCGCCAUGGAGACAAAGAACGCGCUUCUUAGCGACGACGAAAAGUCUCGCAAUGGCUUUGGGGUUCCUCUGAAAUUCACGUAUUCUCCAGAAGUGAAUUUCACCUACCCUUCUCCUCUUCCCGGCAUCUUUCCCGACGUGCAAAAUUGUCGAUGUAUCGAGAAUAUCUUUGAUCUGCCGAGCAUGGAGGGACUGGUGUACAAAUCAGCUUUGACAGAGGGCGCAAUGCUAAAGAUGGACGCACUAGCAGGCUUCCCCUCACUUCACACGCUCCCUCAUACAGCACAACUCAUUGAAGGCUACGGCAUCAACGUCUUUCAGGCCGAUAGCCGCAACCCGAGUAUCAUCGUGACGCUGACUGAGACCGAGGCACGCAGCAAGACCGAAACCUGGAAGGCAAGGUUAGGAAAGAAGUGCUUUGUGGGAUUUCCUUUCCUUCAAGAAGCCAAGGUCGUCAAGGUUCAGGAUGAACUUUUUACAUACGAACUCGGCGAAGAUGGUGUGAGCGUCGCCAUGAGGGAUAACACGAACCGCGAAUCCGCGGAAUUUGCCAAGGAGGCAGAGUACCUCGAGAAUUGGUACGCAAAACGGCUCGGUAUCACAAUUGGUCAGGUUGAGUGUCUCACUGGAGUCCACAUGCUGAGGGGCCUUAUCAAGACAGAGGGCGGCGCCAUGAUAAAGGAAUAUGCCGAAAAUCCCAGUAUCCGAAGCAUCUAUGCCUCUCAGACCGUCGUUGACGAGGUCACGAAUGAGGACGAACGAUUCAUUGAAAGGGCUGCUCUGCCAGUUGAAGAGGAAUUCCCUCAAGGAACAAGAGCAUUCUUCCUCGGCGACUAUGCCUACGGACGACCUCUUGAGAUCACCGGCCAUAUCAAUGGCAAAACCGAAAUAGUGGUCUCGGUUCCGAAAACCAAGGAGCCCGAAUUCUCGCGAUCUAUCAUCCAGCAGGCCGAAAGGGGAAACCCGUACACGCCGUCCUUUGCGAUUGCCAAACAGCUCGGAGUCCACCCAUUGGUACUAAGCAAAAUUACGUCCUCUUUCCAGGUGCUGACCUCGGCCGGGUUGAAGCUGAAUCUGGGACUCAAUCUCAAGUUCGAAGGACGCAAGCUCAAGGUGCUCGGAUACUCGCGCAAAUCCAACACUGGCUGGGAGUUUAGCAACUUGGCUAUUCAGCUCAUUGCCAACUACAUGGUUACGUUUCCGGACUUCUUUGCUGCGGUGCAAAAGCACGCUCAGAAGAGCGACAUUUAUGACACUGAUCUGUGGCCCGAUCAAAGUGUUGCAUCUCAAAGACUGAAGGAUCUUUCUGCUUGGCUUAAGAAGCAAGAAACGAGCAAGUUUGAGAAGGUCACUUUGGAUGCCGAGCAGCUCGACUCGGACAUUGUCAUGGCGCUAGCGAAAGCUGGCGAACAAGUCUUCCAGGCUUCCCAGGAUUGCGAGAUUCGCAAACUGCGUGGUGUUCCCCGUACAGCCUUGCUGAAGCCGUCAGAUGCUGAGAUGGUACUUGGAAACCAAACUUUCAAGCUCGGGGAUCGCGUGACGUUUGCUGCUGCGGCUGGCAAAGUGCCUAUCGCCACAAGGGGCACAGUGGUGGGUAUCAGCCGCACCCCAACGGCACUUUUACUCGACAUUGUCUGGGAUACAUCGUUCAUGAGUGGAACCACACUGGGCGAACGCGCUCCCGUGUUUCGCGGACAGACCGUGCCAGCGUCGAGUGUUCUCAACACCACAAACCGUCAGGUAUUGUCCGCUUCAAGCAAAUCGCAGCAGCGACGUGCGGCGGCAGCACCGAGCAUGACAACCGGUGGCUAUGGCUCGGUCGGUGUGACACAGUACAAGGACGCCAAUGCCCCAGCACCUCUUCGUAGUGGCUGGAGUGGCGUUGUCAAUGGAAGACAACCUUCCGGUCGCGGCCGCGGCCGCGGCGGCGCCAACAGCGAGCCGAAACUUCUACACAGCAGCAUGGUGUACCGAAAUGGACCCAACGGCAAUUCGCAGAACAACGGAAACAACGGGCAAGGUAACCGUGGUAAUAGCGGUCCUCGUACUGGCGCAGCUCAAGGAAAGACUGGCGAGCAAAAGUACGGAAAUGUGCCGCCGCCGGCAGACUUGAACGCUCCACGGGGCGGCCGAGGUCGUGGUAGAGGCUAUAGAGGAAGGGGCAACGGGUACCGUGGGCGAGGUGGUGUUGCUGGCACCCAGGAAGCCAAGAAAGCAUAG
Beauveria bassiana ARSEF 2860 is the source of this 4197-nucleotide messenger RNA. RefSeq names its product XRN 5'-3' exonuclease. Gene Ontology annotation, biological process: rRNA catabolic process; nuclear-transcribed mRNA catabolic process. Gene Ontology annotation, cellular component: nucleus. The transcript has 4 exons. NCBI's taxonomy places the organism in Eukaryota, Fungi, Ascomycota, Sordariomycetes, Hypocreales, Cordycipitaceae. Gene Ontology annotation, molecular function: 5'-3' RNA exonuclease activity; RNA binding. Bases 1 to 4197 code for a protein of 1398 amino acids. The record is from RefSeq and is a predicted model, not a curated record.